AUGCUGUUUUUUGUUUCUUCUUCAAUUCCAUUUACAUUUUCAUUUCUUUCUUUCCCAAUAUUUUUUCUUCUUUCCUCUCUUCCUUUUUUUUCUAUUCUUUUCUUUUACUUUUUUAUUCUCUUUCCUUUUUACAACAGAUCUUUUAUAGCCUCUCCAUUUUCUUCUCUUCAUGUUCUCAUUUCCUCAUCUUCCACACUUUCUAUCUUUUUCUCUCUCUCUCUCUCACCCUUUUUUUUUAUUGUCCUCUCAUUUUCUUUCCCCAUUUUCUGUAAUUAUUUCUUUAUAAGUUUCUCCAAUUUUUUAUCCUUUUGUUCCCUUUUUUUUUCUUUCCCUUUCUCUCUCUCCCCCUUUUCUUAUCCUCUCAUUCUCUUUCACAUUUUUUGUACUUCUUUCUUUCCUUCUCUCUUGCAUUUCAUAUCUCAUUCUUUUUUCAUUUCUUCCAUAAUUCAUCCAUUUUCAUUCUCUCCUUUUUCUUAUCCAUUCAUUCUCUUUCCUAUUUCUGUGCCUUUUUCUUUCCCUCUCUCCCUUUUCUCAUCCUCUUUUUCUCUUUCACAUUUUUUGUACUUCUUUCUUUCCCUUUUUCUCUCCCAUUUCUCAUUCUAUCAUUCUCUUUCCCUUCUUCUUUACUUCUUCCUUUUUCACUCUCUCCUUUUUCUCAUCCUCUUUCUCCUUUUCUGUACUUCUUUCUUUAUCAGUCCCUCCCAUUUCUCACCCUCUUAUUCUCAUUUUCUAUACUUCUUUCCUUCUCUUGCCCUUUUCUCAUUCUUUUUUAGAUUUUUUUGUACUUAUUCAUUUUUCACUCUCUUCUUUUUCUUGUUCUCUCAUUCUCUUUCACUUUUCUUGUACUUCUUUCUUUCACUUUAUCUCUCUCUCUUUUCUUUUUUUUUCCUUCUUUUUCCCUUCUUCCAUACUUCUUUAUUUCUCACUCUUUCCCUCUCUCCUUUUUCUUAUUCUCUCAUGAGUCUUUCUCAUACAAACCUAAAUAAUAUAUUUGAAAUGGUACUGAAUAGUUCUUGUCCUGACCAAGAACAGAAUUCUAAAAAAAACCCAUUGUAUUGA
This is a messenger RNA of Acanthosepion pharaonis, 1059 nucleotides long. NCBI's taxonomy places the organism in Eukaryota, Metazoa, Mollusca, Cephalopoda, Sepiida, Sepiidae. The record is from the annotation of a GenBank genome assembly.